Molecule: messenger RNA, 3616 nt
Organism: Telopea speciosissima
Lineage: Eukaryota; Viridiplantae; Streptophyta; Magnoliopsida; Proteales; Proteaceae
Product: pullulanase 1, chloroplastic
Exons: 28
Coding region: 53-2938 (961 amino acids)
Biological process (GO): carbohydrate metabolic process
Molecular function (GO): pullulanase activity
Source: RefSeq, a predicted model, not a curated record
UUUUCGCAGGAGUAACGCCUCCUUGCUUUUUAAUUUAUUUCGGGGCGGAUAUAUGAGCAUGUCUAUCUAUUCAUCUCUUUCUGUUCUCCCCUUCUGCUCCAACUCCCCUAACCUCCAACGUUGCCGUUCUCAUCUUCUACCUUCCACUUCUCUCCUUACACCCUCCAAUUACUCCACUACGAGGCCUUCGAUUACUACUCAGAACUUACUUUCCAAAAAUCGCAAAGUGGACAUCAUUUGCUGCUGCUCGAUGCCUGUCGUGCAGGUUUCAUCGCCACAGUUGCAGGGUCUUUUAUCAUGCUCCAGAGCACUCUGGGUUACAAGAUCUUUAAUUGCGUGGAAUGUGGACGUUGGAAACGGUUCUUGCUAUCUAUACGCCAGUAGAACUGCGGACUUAGUUCUUACAGACGACGGUGUUCAAGGUGAGGAUGUGGUGAUUAAUCUCGAAGAGGACAGUGGUGGACUCCCAUUAAAUGUAAUAGAGAAGUUCCCCCACAUCUGUAACUAUAGAGCUUUUAAAGUCCCAUCAACUGUGGAUGUGAAGAGCCUCCUCAAAUGCCAGUUAGCAGUUGCCCCUUUUCAUGCUGAUGGGCAAUGCAUCAGUGCUACUGGUUUACAGUUACCUGGUGUUUUAGAUGAUUUAUUCGCAUACAGUGGUCCACUUGGUGCUGUUUUCACAGAAGAAGCUGUGUCACUUUACCUUUGGGCUCCUACUGCUCAAGUAGUACGUGCUUGCAUCUAUAGUGAUCCAUCAGGUGGUACUCCCUUGGAGAGUGUCCUGCUAGAGGAGGACAAUGGCGUUUGGAGUGUGAAUGGACCAAGAACUUGGGAAGGCUGUUAUUAUGUCUAUGAAGUCUCUGUCUAUCAUCCUAGCACUUUGCAAAUUGAAAUGUGCACAACAAAUGAUCCAUAUGCAAGAGGGCUGUCAUCGGAUGGCAUGCGGACAUUGUUGGUCAAUCUUGAUUGUGAUACUUUAAAACCAGAGGGGUGGGAUGAAUUGGCAGAUGAGAAAUCUAUUCUUUCUUCUUUUUCUGACAUCAGUAUUUAUGAGUUGCACAUAAGAGAUUUCAGUGCCAGCGAUCAGACUGUGAGACCUGAUUUCCGUGGUGGUUAUCUUGCUUUCACCUCUCAGGAUUCUGCAGGCAUACGUCACCUAAAGACGUUAUCAGCUGCCGGUCUAACUCAUGUUCAUCUGUUGCCAACAUUCCAGUUUGGUGGUGUUGAUGAUGAGAAGGAGAAAUGGGAGUAUGCAGACACCAAUAAGCUGGCGACAUUGCCCCCAGAUUCAGAUGAGCAACAGGCUCAAGUCACUGCCAUUCAAGACAAAGAUGGGUACAACUGGGGGUACAAUCCUGUUCUUUGGGGGGUCCCAAAAGGAAGUUAUGCAAGCAACCCAAAUGGUUCAAGCCGUACUCUUGAGUUCCGAAAGAUGGUUCAGGCUCUUAACCGCAUUGGUCUUCGUGUUGUGCUGGAUGUUGUCUAUAACCAUUUGCAUGGAAGUGGGCCACUUGAUGAUAACUCUGUGCUAGACAAGGUUGUUCCAGGUUACUAUCUAAGGAGGGACAGAGAUGGAUUUAUUGAGCAUAGCGCAUGCGAAAAUAAUACUGCUAAUGAACAUUUUAUGGUAGAACGCUUGAUUCUUGAUGAUCUUCUAUGCUGGGCUGUCAAUUAUAAGGUUGAUGGUUUCCGGUUCGACCUCAUGGGUCAUUUAAUGAAAAGUACCAUGGUGAAGGCCAAAAGUUCUCUCCAAAGUCUAUCAAAGGAAAAGAAUGGAACAGAUGGUUCUAAAAUCUACCUAUAUGGUGAAGGAUGGGAUUUUGGUGAGGUUGCAAAAAAUGGGCGUGGGAUAAAUGCAUCACAAUUCAAUCUUCAUGGGACUGGCAUUGGGAGCUUUAAUGAUCGAAUACGAGAUGCAGUUCUUGGUGGAUCUCCAUUCGGUCAUCCUCUUCAACAAGGUUUUAUUACUGGUCUUUCUUUGCAGCCUAAUGCACAAGACCACGGUUCCAAAACUGCCAUGGACCAAAUGCUUGCAGUAUCAAAGGAUCACAUCCAGGUCGCGAUGGCUGCGAACUUGAGGGACUUCGUCUUAACCAGUCGUAAUGGUGAAGAGGUGAAAGGAUCUGAAGUUUUAACGCAUGAUGGGUUACCAGUUGGAUAUGCUUCUUGCCCCACCGAAACAAUUAAUUACGUGUCAGCUCAUGACAAUGAAACUCUGUUUGAUAUCGUGUGUUUGAAGACCCCAAUGGAAAUUUCUGUGGAUGAUAGAUGCAGGAUAAAUCAUUUGGCGACCAGUAUUGUAGCACUUUCACAGGGCAUUCCAUUUUUUCAUUCUGGUGAUGAGAUUUUACGCUCGAAAUCACUUGAUCGUGACUCAUAUAAUUCGGGUGAUUGGUUCAACAGACUAGACUUCAGCUAUGAAACAAACAAUUGGGGUGUUGGUCUUCCUCCUAAGGGAAAAAAUGAGAAGAACUGGCCACUGAUUAAAACACGUCUGGCAGAUCCAUCCUUUAAGCCUAAAAAAAGUCACAUAGUUGCUGCAGUAGAAAAUUUUUCUAACAUUUUAAGGAUUAGGUACUCUUCCCCACUUCUCCGUUUGAGGACAGCAAAUGCCAUCCAGCAAAGGGUACGGUUCCAUAAUACUGGUCCCUCAUGGGUCCCUGGGGUUAUUGUGAUGAGCAUCGAGGAUGGCCAUGAUGGCAUGCCUGGUUUAGCUCAAUUAGAUCCCAUCUACUCCUAUAUUGUUGUAGUUUUCAAUGCCUGCCCAACUGAAGUAACAGCUGCAAUCCCUGCACUGCAGUCGAGAACUCUUCAACUGCACCCAGUACAGUUGAUGUCAACUGAUAAGCUAGUCAAGAGUUCUAAAUAUGAAGCCUCCUCUGGGACUUUUAAUGUGCCAUCAAGGACGACAUCGGUGUUUGUUGAACCUCGGGGCAUAUAAUUGUUGCUCUAUCAGCUGGAAAAACUUCAGAAUCAGAAUCAGGAAUAGCACUCAGAGGUUAUCCCAUCUGUUUGUCUGAGAGGUGGAUGUACAAUAAAGAAAGGGACUUCAUCCAAAAGCUGAUCUUAUUAUGGAUCAGUUAUGUUGUUCAGUUUUACCCGCUGACAGAAAACUCGUUCUAUGUAUAGCAUCACAAUGAAUAAAUUUUUUAGCGAUUCUACAUGAUAAGAAAAAGCAGAGUUUGUUGAUAUUCCUUUUAGGGUUUGAGUGGAAAAGAUUCAACCAGACCAAAAUGUUACAGAGAUGAACAGUACCCUAUUCUAUUGGAUUGGAGCCACCAUAUAUUAGGAUCCUGAAUUUCACAAACCUCUGCUGACUUGUCAACUAGAUUGCUUCAAGAUAUUGCAACUGACCAGCCAUGGAGAUUGGACAUGAUCUGGAGAUCCUCGGUUGUUAAAGAUUAAGCAGCCUACUGUGUAUUUCACUCUUUUUUGCAUUCAGUAUUUCCACCAAGACCUAAUCAUCAUUGUGUAAAGAGAUCUUAUAAUAAAUUAAGAGUGUACUGGGUUUUGGGCAGAUGAUGGAAGGUGAUGAACUAGGAUCUUGAAGUGUUUUCUUUCCCAGAUUCUCAUCAACCAUCCUCACUGGUAUAAGCAAGAAUAAUGAUAUUCUUUUGUU